Molecule: messenger RNA, 1074 nt
Organism: Camponotus floridanus (Florida carpenter ant)
Lineage: Eukaryota; Metazoa; Arthropoda; Insecta; Hymenoptera; Formicidae
Product: cAMP-dependent protein kinase catalytic subunit-like
Exons: 2
Coding region: 7-1074 (355 amino acids)
Biological process (GO): peptidyl-serine phosphorylation
Cellular component (GO): nucleus; cAMP-dependent protein kinase complex
Molecular function (GO): ATP binding; cAMP-dependent protein kinase activity
Source: RefSeq, a predicted model, not a curated record
UUUUAAAUGUCACACGUACGAGUGGUCGACACCGAAAGAGAACGAAUGUUUAAGGAAUACAAUGAUAUCUUAGACGAUCUGAGAACGGCGUUCAUGGAGAAGUGGAAAACAAAGAUGAACGAUAACGCGAAAUUAGAAGAUUUUGAACGUUUUAGAACCGUCGGUACUGGUGCUUUUGGCCGCGUUAUUCUUGUCAAAUAUAAACCAACGUCCUCGUAUUACGCCAUGAAGAUUCUCGAUAAAGCAAAACUCGUGAAAAUGAAGCAAAUAGACCACACACGUAACGAGAAACGAAUCUUGCAGUGCAUCAACUUUCCCUUCAUGGUCUUUAUGGAAUUCUUCUUCAAGGACAAUUCUUAUGUGUACAUGGUGUUACCAUUCGCGCAGGGUGGCGAAAUGUUCACUCAUCUAAGGCGUAUGGGGAAGUUCGAUGAGUCAUUGGCGAAAUUCUAUGCCGCUCAAGUAGCCUUGGCCUUGGAGUAUUUGCACCACUGUAGCCUAAUUUACCGAGAUCUGAAGCCAGAGAAUAUCCUGAUAGAGAAUUCCGGCUACCUUAGGGUAACUGAUUUCGGUUUCUGUAAGAUGGUAGAUGGUCGCACAUGGACCUUGUGCGGCACGCCAGAAUAUCUGGCGCCAGAGGUAAUUCUUUCAAAGGGUUAUGGUAAGUCCGUCGAUUGGUGGAGCUUUGGUGUACUGGUUUAUGAGAUGAACGCGGGAUAUCCGCCUUUUUACGCGCAUGAUCCCAUGAAGAUCUACGAGAAGAUUGUAGCAGGCAAGUACAAGUUUGCGCAUCACUUUGGUGAAGAAUUGAGGGAUAUAUUGAAGAAUAUUCUGCAAGUGGAUCUGACGAGAAGAUAUGGCAAUUUAAAAGAUGGUAGUAUGGACAUCAAGAAACAUCGCUGGUUCCAAUCUAUCGAUUGGAUCGAGAUCUAUCAUCAAAAAGUGCAACCGAGUUUUAUUCCUCGUUGCAUUAACGGUAAUUCAGGCAUUGCAAGUAACUUUGAUCAUUACGAUGAAGAACCGCUUGAGAUCGCCUCUUUUGAUCAAUAUGGGAAGGAAUUUGCAAAUUUCUAG